Molecule: messenger RNA, 2427 nt
Organism: Rasamsonia emersonii CBS 393.64
Lineage: Eukaryota; Fungi; Ascomycota; Eurotiomycetes; Eurotiales; Trichocomaceae
Product: Protein required for meiotic chromosome segregation
Exons: 5
Coding region: 1-2427 (808 amino acids)
Biological process (GO): chloride transmembrane transport
Cellular component (GO): cortical endoplasmic reticulum
Molecular function (GO): chloride channel activity
Source: RefSeq, a predicted model, not a curated record
AUGGCCUUACUCCCAGGCUAUGGCAAACGUGAGAGCGGGGACGACAAUUUCGGGGUGGACUGGGUGAUACAUUACUACUUCGGCGAUAUCGAGGAAUCCCAAGCUAUCGAGGAGUAUACUACGCUCAUCCGCGACCUGGAUGGAGUCGGCCUUGAGACAGAGGUGAGGCAUGGCAAUGGCCCAUCGCUGUUGGUCUUUGUCAAAGCUCCUCGGCAACUUCUGGGCAACUGGGUAUAUAAGGCAAGAGUACGAGACUGGCUCUACGGGAUCACGCAGGUUCGCCCCGUAGGCGACAGUCAGACCAUCAUCGAGGGCGAGACGGAGGCCGAGGAUCUACGCUCGAUCAACCAUCUUGUCAGUUGGCAGAAAGAGAAUGGCGGUGCCGGGAUCACUGUCAACUUUGGGAAGUGGAAAAACGUCAAGGCAUCGUUUCCCCUCCACAAUCAAGCCGCAAACCGAGAAUUGCUCCGCAGGUGGAGCCGAACGACCAUCUUCACGAAUCGAGACCUUGAUGCAAUCCGAGCUUUGUUCGGUGAGAAGGUUGCCUUCUACUUUGCAUUCACACACACCUAUUCGCUUUUCCUCGUGUUCCCCGCGGUGUUUGGCGUGAUCUGCUGGCUAUAUUUCGGCUCCUACUCCAUCGUCUUUGCCGUGGUCAACUGUUUAUGGUGCAUCGUGUUUGUGGAAUACUGGAAGCUGAAAGAGACCGACUUGAGCAUCCGAUGGGGCGUGAAAGGGGUCGGAGUACUCAAGGCGAACCGGAUACAAUAUAUAUGGGAUAAAGAGGUGACGGAUCCCUUGACGGGAGAGGUUCGAAAGGUGUUUUCCACAAGGAAGCAAGUCCUCAGGCAGCUGCUUCAGAUCCCCUUUGCCCUGGUGGCCGGCCUGGCGCUGGGAACGUUGAUAGUCGUCAUCUUCGCUAUGGAAGUCUUCAUCUCAGAGGUCUACCAGGGACCUUUCAAGGCCUAUUUGGAUUUCCUCCCCACGAUACUUUUCUCAAUUUCCUUGCCGAGCAUCAAUUCGGCGCUGACCAGCAUCGCAACCCGGUUGACCGACUACGAGAACCACCGCACUGAGGAUCAAUAUGAGCUGGCCCAAACCCAGAAGACGUUCGUUUUGAACUUCAUUACUUCGUUUCUUCCCAUCAUCCUGACUGCCUUUGUCUAUGUCCCAUUCGGUGAACGCAUCGUUCCCUACUUAGAUGUGUUUCGCGUCGUUACAACCAACAGAACCUCGUCCUUCCUGUGGUCUGACCAGGCGACCGCUGGCCAGCAAGGAAUUAGCUCCUUCCACGUUGAUCCUUCUCGUCUGCGACAAGAGGUUGUCUAUCUAACGGUGACUGCUCAGGUGCUGAGCUUCGGGGAGGAGAUGAUAUUGCCGUACAUCAAGCGCAUCUUGAUACGGAAAUAUCGUCACUACAAAAACAAGAGCUCCGAGGCGGCCGUCCGCCAACGCCGAUACUCGGAAGCAACCAACAUCUUGUUGGUGGAUAAUCCAGACGAAUCCCAUUUCUUGAAUAGGAUUCGCAAUGAGGCCGAAGCCGAUGUCUAUAAUGUACAGGAUGACAUCCUGGAGAUGUGCAUUCAGUUUGGCUACUUGACUCUGUUUGGGGUGGCGUGGCCCCUGGUGCCGCUGGGCUUUCUGCUGAACAACUGGCUGGAGCUGCGCGGCGACUUCUUCAAGAUCAGCUCCGAGUGCCAGCGGCCACCUCCCAUCCGAGCGGACACGAUUGGACCGUGGCUGGACGUGCUCAGUUUCCUCAGCUGGCUGGGGACUCUAUCCACCGCGGCCAUUGUGCAUCUGUAUCGGAGCGGGAAUAUGGAGGACGUGCAACUGUGGUCCCUCCUGUUGACGGUCUUUCUGGCCGAACAAGCCUAUCUCGCCUUGCGGUUUCUCGUGCGGACCACUCUGGAGAAGAUUGGGUCUGACGCCGUUCGUCGCGAGGAGGCACGCAAGUAUGCGGUGCGGAAACGGUACCUCGAGACCUUCUCCGAAGAAGCGGCGGAGCUGUCGAAGAGACCUAAGCCACGGGUGAGAUUCAACGAGACGACGGACGUGGUCAUUACCCCGACGAAGACUAGCUUUGGCGAUGGCGAUGGCGAUGAUGAUGAUGAUGAUGAUCCAGGGUUCCAAAGAAAACUCCGAAGAAGAUACGAGAGGCUAAAACAGGCCGAUGACACAGAUGGCUAUGACAACGACCAACCCGACGCACCCUUCAAAGGCGGCCUCUGCCGGACAGACAGCGGCACGCUACAAGACGCCGAGCGAGCCAUGCGCUUCUGGUCAGCGCAGAAAACGGGCCAGGACACCAUCGAUGCGGGCGUCAAACUGAUAAAAGUAAUGGCCAGUCUGGGCCGGUCGAAGAAAGCGAGAGCCGAUCAGCUGAAGCGGGCAAAUGCAAAAGCCAACGGAUUGAAGGAGGCCUGA